GAUGAAAAGUAGAUGUUUGUUGAUGUUUCAUACUAAAAUAUUUUUUAACAAUGGCACAUUUAAGAAGAUUAACCACUCUGUCACUGUCACUGACUCUCAGGAGUAUGUUUCCUGGGGUGUCUUACAUGAUGCCCAGGAAAUGCUCUGUUUCAAUCCGUAGUUACAGUUGUCUUUACAACAAAACUCUUGAAACUGUAAGAAGUAAAGUGUCAAGUCCAUUUUUAGGAAAAGAAUGGCAUAAAUAUAAAAAUGUGUUUGUUUUGAACAGUAGUGUAAGGCUGUUUUGCCUAACAAAUUGUGUGUACAAAAAGAAAAAAGGCUCAAAAGAAAGGAAAAGUCCACCACCAGAAAGUGAAGAAGACAUUGUGGAUGACAGUUUGUUAGAAGAUCCUUAUUUUGAGUCAUUAAGAAGUGACUCCAGGAUUCUUGGAUUUAUUGGAUCUAAUUCAAGAGCUUCAGAGCAUGUUGGAGUAAUGGUUCUUCAGCCAUGGGUGAAGUGGGGCCCCAGCAAGCGAAUUGACACCUCAGGGCAGCUGCUGCUGGAUGAGGCAACAGCCCUUGUUGCCACACUGCCAGGUGUUAAGGUGGUGGCAAAGGAAGUAGUGCCAGUAAAAAGUGUGGCAGGGAAGACCAUUUUUGGCUCAGGGACUCUGGAGCGCCUGAUCUCUCAAGUGCGUUCCUCCAGAAACAUCUCCUGCAUCUUUAUAAGUGUUGACAUGCUGAAGGGAAUCCAAAUCAAUGGCCUGGAGGAAGCCUUUGGGAGGAAGGUGUUGGACCGUUAUGCAGUGGUUCUGGGAAUAUUCCACCACCAUGCUCAGACCAAGGAGGCACGGCUACAGAUUGCCCUGGCUGAGCUGCCAUACUUUAGAAAGAGAAUGUUUGGAGAGAGAGAGCAUCUUAUGAUAAUGGAGCGAGAAAAACGUCUCAAAGCUGCCUUGGACAAGCUUGCUGGAGUUAGAUCACUUAUACGAAAAAAUAGAGUGAAAAAUAACAUUCCCACCGUGGCUGUCGUUGGCUAUACUAACUCAGGGAAGACUACUCUCAUCCGUGCCAUUACCAAGGAUGUGCGAGUUGAAGGAAAGGACCAGCUCUUCGCAACCCUUGAUGUCACAGCCCACAGUGGUCCAUUGCCAUGUGGCCUGAAAGUACUGUUCAUUGAUACUGUUGGCUUCAUUCAGAAUAUUCCCACGGACCUUGUGGCAUCUUUCAAGGCAACGCUCGAAGAUGCCAUAUACUCGGAUGUGGUGGUUCAUGUGAAGGAUGCCAGCCACCCAGAAUAUGAACUUCAGGGAAACACUGUCUCUUUGACACUUGCCUCCCUACCACUCCCAAAGGAGACACCCAUCAUAAAUGUGGCCAACAAAAUGGAUCUUGAAGUAACAGUACCAAAAGACAAGCUUGAAGGGGCACACCAAGUCUCAGCAAUCUUGGGGCAAGGCAUUGAGGAUCUGCUGUAUGAUGUGGAGAGGGAGGUGCUGAGAACCACUGGACGGAAGGUCUGGAAGUUUUCUCUCCCCACCGGCUCCCGUGAGAUCCAGUGGCUGAGGAGUGUCACUGGCAUAGCUCAGGAGGAGAUGGAUGAGAACAACCCACAAGUCACACAGGUCCUGGCUGUGAUGACAGAUCAAGAACUCGCCAUCUUUGAGCGCAACUUCCGGAAGUGACGAAUGUCUCAGCAUAGAUUGACCAACCAGUCUUUCCAUCUGUCACCAUAAUUUUUGAGGACAGUGGAUUAAUAUCUCAUUAGCACAGCCACGUGCAUACUUCUUUAUGACAUGAAUUUGAGAUACAGAAACUUAUCAAUUCUGAAUUGUAGCUACACCCACAUGUGGACAGUUAAUGCCCUAUCAUGCCAUUUUAAAGCCUUGAUAUAUCAAAACGUUAAAAUUAAGUAGGUCAUUAAUUUCUGUUGCACCUAAAUUGUUGGUCUUUAUCUGAGUUCAUAAAUAGUUUAUUAAUAGUUGUUUCUAUUACCCAAGAACACAAUUAAACAUACUGAAGUUUGAAGUUCAUCAACAUGUAACAUUCAUCCAGUAAGUUUGUCAAAAUGGCAAGUUUUCUUGCUACAGUGCAUUGUCUAUAUAUUUUUUUUUUUUUUACAAAUAGCAGGAAAAUUUUCAUUGUUAUGACUGCUUGUGCUGUAAAUAUUAAAACAGAAUAAUAAUAUUGUUUGUUAUCAGCAUGGGGAGUGGAAGUAGCAUAAUCAGCAGCAGGGGCUGCUUUUGCACAUAUGUAAUAUACCUUUUUUGUGAUUUGCCAUACGUUGUUAAUAAAAGGGAAUGCGUC
Eriocheir sinensis (Chinese mitten crab) is the source of this 2286-nucleotide messenger RNA. Its product is annotated as putative GTP-binding protein 6. Gene Ontology annotation, cellular component: cytoplasm. The record is from RefSeq and is a predicted model, not a curated record. The coding region runs from base 51 to 1664 and encodes 537 amino acids. Gene Ontology annotation, molecular function: GTP binding; ribosome binding. The transcript is spliced from 8 exons. NCBI's taxonomy places the organism in Eukaryota, Metazoa, Arthropoda, Malacostraca, Decapoda, Varunidae.